Messenger RNA from Sparassis crispa, 783 nucleotides. RefSeq lists its product as hypothetical. Bases 1 to 783 code for a protein of 260 amino acids. The transcript is spliced from 7 exons. Lineage: Eukaryota; Fungi; Basidiomycota; Agaricomycetes; Polyporales; Sparassidaceae. The record is from RefSeq and is a predicted model, not a curated record.
AUGACAAGCUUGCAUUCGCAUAAGAUACGCGACACUGAUGAAGCGUAUUAUUUCUCGAAUUUUAUCACACCAGAGGAAGAAGCUUUGUUGAUACGGAAGAUCAAUGGGUCUCCGUUACCGAAGUGGAAGCAACUUGCAAAUCGACGCCUCCAGAUAUGGGGAGGCAGCGUGACCGCUCAAGGGUUACUGAUACCGGAACAUAUACCUCCAUUCGUCAAUCAGUAUCCUGAUAUCGUUGGACGUAUCAGAUCCACAGGUGCAUUUGGUUCUUCACCACACGGUGCUCCGAAUCAUGUUAUCAUGAACGAAUAUCAUCCCGGACAGGGCAUUAUGCCGCAUGAAGAUGGACCUGCAUACCAUCCUGUCGUCGCCACACUCUCACUCGGCUCGCACGCACUUUUUCACUACUACCGGUACAAAUUCCGAGAGGACUGCCCGGAAGGCGAAGAGGAAGACAGCAGCAGUUCGGGGAGGGGUCGAGCGAUCGAUCCCGCUCCGAUCUUGUCUGUCUUACUCGAACCCCGCAGUCUGGUCAUCACCCGAUCGUCCUUGUACACGUCGCAUCUACACGGAAUCGAAGACGUGGAGGAAGACAUCUUUUCACUCCCUGGCGGAGAUUCGUUCGGUCGAUCGCUACGCAUCGCGAACGCCGAUCUUCUGACAGGAACCACAGAGCGCGACGUAGUCAUGGGCGGUGGAGUGUUGAAGAGAGAGACAAGAUACAGCCUGACCUGUCGCGAUGUCGCGAAAGUCGCAACAAAAUCACCUUUCCUGAAGCGUUGA